Molecule: messenger RNA, 476 nt
Organism: Tricharina praecox
Lineage: Eukaryota; Fungi; Ascomycota; Pezizomycetes; Pezizales; Pyronemataceae
Product: ubiquitin-related modifier 1
Exons: 3
Coding region: 39-359 (106 amino acids)
Biological process (GO): protein urmylation; tRNA thio-modification
Cellular component (GO): cytoplasm; nucleus
Molecular function (GO): protein tag activity
Source: RefSeq, a predicted model, not a curated record
AGCGAAGCGAAACGGAACAUCAAAAAACCCCCACCACCAUGACCGCCGACACCUUGCCCAUCACCGUGGAGUUCAGCGGCGGAUUGGAACUCCUCUUCGCCAACAAGCGCACGCACAAGCUGCAGCUGCCAGCUGUCGACCCAUCCACGGCGUCCGCAACAACGAUCGCGUACCUCGUAGACCACCUAUCCACGCUGAUGGCGGACUCGCGGAAGGAGCUAUUUAUUGUCGAUGGAACAGUGCGGCCGGGGAUCCUGGUGCUCAUCAAUGAUGCCGACUGGGAGCUCGAGGACGAGGAGCGGUAUGUCCUCCAGGCUGGGGAUACAGUGCUGUUUGUAUCCACUCUGCAUGGUGGCUAGAAUACAUCAUUGCUUGCUUGCUGGCCGUGUGUAGUGAUCGAAACAACCCCCGCCUGAACCAAUAGUUUGAUCAUCGUUUGUCACCCGCUCGGCAUAAUUGAUCGAUCCACCCGUAGG